Megalobrama amblycephala (Wuchang bream) is the source of this 2740-nucleotide messenger RNA. It is a transcript of the gene zpld1a, whose product is annotated as zona pellucida-like domain containing 1a. NCBI's taxonomy places the organism in Eukaryota, Metazoa, Chordata, Actinopteri, Cypriniformes, Xenocyprididae. The coding region runs from base 1263 to 2501 and encodes 412 amino acids. The record is from RefSeq and is a predicted model, not a curated record. Gene Ontology annotation, cellular component: cell surface. The transcript is spliced from 12 exons.
AAAAAGGGGGAAAACAACAAAAGAGGGGGGAAAAUCUACUCGGGCUGUUAAAUCCAACGGCAAUGCUGGUAGUCCCUGGGAUGUGCACUGUUCCGCCACCUGACUGGGGAAGAAGGAGAGAAAAGAAAUGAGAUUGCAAAUUGACAAGCGACUUUUGGAUGAUGUAUUGCAGCUGGAUCUGGCCUGUAGCCCGGACGUCUUGAGCUUUGAUUAAUCAGAUUCUCACAUACAUUUGCGGACAAUCUCAAGGAGGCGACGUAAGGCCAAGAGUAGCAGUCGGAAAGGGGGUCACGGCCAGACAGCUGGGAUACCAUCACGGGAGGCGGCUGGGGAAGUGCUGACUGAGUCGGGCCAAACAAAGCAUCUAAAGCGUCCAGACAAUCCUGGUCCCGACCCAGACUGUCCUGGCACACAGAAAGGCCAGCUCAGUCAGCGACGAGCCCAGUCUCGGAGCCGAUGAAAAGAUAAUUCCCCCCUCGCAGACCACAUGCGGCGCGGGGCCCGCUUGUGAGCGCUGACAGAGCAAGAUCAAGCAGAAAGGAUAUGAGUGGGAAACUUCAAAACCUGCUCAUGUUUCUGGGCCUGUGAAAGGAUUUGUAUAACACAUUCACUUUUGAUGGACUUUCCCAUGUUCCCCCAGACAGCUCUUUUGCUGUUGACGUGUUCAAAUAAUGAAUCUCUUAUGUUUAAUUUUUUUCCUCAGAGCAAGGCCGUGUUUCUAGUGGUUUUGCAGGGAUGCUGGGUAAUCCAGUCAGUCUCGCGCCACAGCCGAGAACAGAUGGAGUACCGCUGACUCUACAGCUGCCAGGGAAACGGGUGAGUCUUCCGAAACGGAGCGAGGGAUGCUAGAGCAGACGGAGGGCCAAAGUGGACCAAGGUCAGGGUGAAACACACAGAACUCUGUGUAAAAGCAUCAUACUAACAAAUACCUACAGGAAGUGAAUCUGUUUGAAUAGAUUUGCAGCUUUUUGAAUAUAUAAAUUGAGGUGAGUGGAUUUGUUCACAAAGUCUGUGCAAUGGCACUUAAGAUCAAUUGAUGUUCAUUACUGGUUUCCAGUUGAACAGAAGCACCAACAAAAGUAUCAGAUUUCUCAUUUUCUGUCUUUUUUCUUCAAAUUUAAUAGUGUAAUUACAGAACAAUGCAGUCAAAUUACCUUUUGAAGUGAGUCUAAUCAUGCAUUUCUUCUCGCAUUUCAGAAAAAGAAGCAUUUUCUGAUGAAUCCAAAGAAAUUGCUCAUACAUUGUCUUCCUCAGGCGUUGAAAUGGAACGUUUGUGUGUGAUUCUUUUGCUUGUAAGCAAAACUUUCAUAGUGAAUGCGCAAUUCAAUGGGUUCAACUGCGAUGCCAACUUUCACAGCCGCUUCCCCGCUGAGCGGGACAUCAGCGUGUAUUGUGGAGUGCAAACCAUUACGCUGAAGAUUAAUUUUUGCCCGGUGCUUUUCUCUGGCUACACCGACACUGACCUGGCACUGAACGGGCGUCACGGUGAUGCCCACUGCAGAGGGUUCAUCAACAACAACACGUUCCCAACGGUUGUGCUGUUCAGCAUCAGUCUCAGCACGUUGGAGUCUUGCGGAAACUCACUGGUGGUCUCAACGGCUCAGGGGCCCAACGCAUAUGGGAAUCUUUCCCUGGUUCAGAUUGGGAAUAUAGCAGGAUACAUUGACACUCCGGAUCCCCCAACGGUCAUCAGCUAUCUACCAGGACUGCUUUACAAGUUCAGUUGUAGUUACCCACUGGAAUACCUGGUCAACAACACACAGCUUGCUUCGUCAGCUGCAGCGAUAUCAGUGAAGGACAGCAAUGGCACUUUUGUGAGCACGCUGAAUUUACUUCUAUACAACGACUCCACAUACAUCCAGCACCUUGCCAUCCCAAUGUCUGGACUUACUCUGAAGACACGAGUGUUCGCCGCCGUAAAAGCCACCAACCUAGACAGGAGGUGGAACGUUCUGAUGGACUACUGUUACACGACUCCCUCUGGGAAUCCUAAUGAUGAACUCCGAUAUGACCUUUUCUUUGGCAGAUGUGAUAAGGACCCGCAGACAACAGUGUUUGAGAACGGGAAGAGCCAGAUGGGCCGCUUCUCCUUCGAGGUGUUCCGCUUUGUCAAACACAAGAACCAGAAAAUGUCCACUGUCUUUCUGCACUGCGUGACCAAGCUGUGUCGCGCUGACGACUGCCCCCUGCUCUUGCCUAUUUGCGGUAAGAGGAGGAAAAGGGACACGUCGGAAAGAACCGGUGUGGCCUCUGACAACGCAGUCAUGACCGCCGGACCCAUCAUCACUCGAAGUGAUGAAACUCCCACCAAUAAUUCACAACUAGCACAGUUAAACGGACCUCCAUUCAAAAUGAAUUCAGUGACGAGUGCCUUGAUUUCUGCCAUCGCAAUCCUCGGGGUUAUGAGCAUGUGUUUCUUCAUCCUGUCUCUGUCACUCCUGAGAGGGAAACAGACAACAUCAACACCUCUGUCAGGAACCCACAACCCAGCGUUCAGCUAAACGCACACACGGCUGUUCAACAGUACAACAAUACCUUUGUGCGGAGCUCUUCGGUUACACACAAUCAUGCAGUACAGGGAAAUCAUAUAAUAUAACUCUACACAGCCUUUAGCUACACACAGUUGCCAAUUUUUGGUUACAAAGCAUCAAUACAGCUAUUCUCAUCGCUGUGACUUUACAUAACACCCACAACUAAACCAUUAGAGUCUGAAUUUGAAAAUAAACAGGAAUAACGCACU